AUGGCCUUUCAGCAUGUUCGGCCAGAGCGACAGGUGAGGGCGGUGAGGGGAGCGGUCUGGUGCUUUGGGAUUGCUGGAGACUGUUGGGUGAGUCAAACCACCAAGAUCCUUGACCUUGGGACAAAGGAAGCUCGGAAUGACGACGGGCUACAAGAUCUUCGUGAUGCCUUGGAGAGGGCGGAGGAAGCCGUGAGUGCCUCCUCCUCGGACACGGAGGAAGAGCGCGAGCGGAAGGAGGAGCGUGCAUGGCUGCGAAGGGAAAGGUUUAAGCUCCAUGUGUGCAGCGCCAUGAGUGGUGAGCCUCUGGCACAAGUUCGCUUGAAGCCCAGCGAUUCAGUCUUACAGCUUUGCGAAGCAGUGGUGAAAGAGAUGGGCGAGACGAACACCGUGGUGUCGCAUUCGCUGAUCUUCAAGUCGGAGGUGGGUCUUCGGGACGGCGACACCGUGUACUUUGCACGAACUCCGGUCGGUUUGUGGGACUUCCACGAGACGUGCGAGGAGGAGCCCCAGUUGCGCCUGAGCGGCUUGGAAGCGGAUCAGCCGACGGAAGAAGCGGGGUACCUCCGACGGAAGCGGCGAGGACCGGGCGGGGCCUUGAAGAGCGCGCAGAUCUCCUCGUCGACGCUACUGGCCAUUUCCACCGAGGAUGGCGGAAGUGGAAAGCUCUUCUGUACGGAAACGGGAAAGUUCCUUGCGAAACUCCAAGGCGGAUGUGCCUCAGCUUCUUUUUCGCCAAAUGGCACCAGCUUAGUUGGCAUCGACGCAGAUGGAGUGACCCAGCGAUAUUCAGUGAUGAGCUUUGCUCAUUUCUCACCUUGCGGGAAGCUGGUGGUGACCGCUGCCGGCUACUGCACUCAAAUUUGGGACACCACAGGCAACUUGCGAUUUACUCUUCACGGUCAUCAAGGGGCCGUGCGAUCUUCCUCCUUCUCAGCGGACAGUCGGUUCCUUUUGACGGCUUCUUCGGAUGACACGGGCCGCAUCUGGAGCUGCCAGACCGGGAAAUGCCUGAGAGUCCUUGUGGGUCACCAGGGCGCGCUGAACGGAUGCAGCUUUUCGCCCGAUGGGCUUCGGGCCAUGACGUCGUCGAGGGACGGCACCGUGAAGCUCUGGGAGUUCGACGAGGGUAGAUUUCGUCCUGCUUGCAUGUGCAUGUUUCAGGAGUGUGCACUGAGUCUUGAAGGAGAAGGAGGAGUGGUGAGCUCAGCCUGUUUCUCUCCGGAGGGAUCUAGGCUUCUGAUCGCCUGCGCAUCAGACACCGUGAAUUUGAUCCAUUUGGCCACCGGUCAGCUGCAGUUGUCCUUAAAAGGCAAGCACACCGACUGGGUGAGAGCGGCCAGCUUCUCUCCUGAUGGUUUGUUGAUUGCCACCGCCUCGUAUGACGGAUCUGCCGGGAUUUGGUCUCCUGGCAGACGAGAGCGAGUCCGAAGACGGUCUCUUUGGGCAAGCGCAUGUUCUGGCUUUGGGGUGGGCGAAAGGCAGGCGAAACGGAUGGGUCGGUGA
Molecule: messenger RNA, 1503 nt
Organism: Durusdinium trenchii
Lineage: Eukaryota; Dinophyceae; Suessiales; Symbiodiniaceae
Source: the annotation of a GenBank genome assembly